AUGCAAUACAAACUCCUAAGCCCUGCAAAAUACAGACUCCUGAGCCCUGCACAAUACAGACUCUUGAGCUCUGCGCAAUACAGACCCCUGAGCUCCUCACAAAACAGACUCCUGAACUCUGCACAAUACAUACUCCUGAGCCCUGCACGAUACAGACUCCUGAGCCCUGCCAAUACAGACUCCUGA
Staurois parvus is the source of this 186-nucleotide messenger RNA. NCBI's taxonomy places the organism in Eukaryota, Metazoa, Chordata, Amphibia, Anura, Ranidae. The record is from the annotation of a GenBank genome assembly.